AUGGCUCCGUCUCUGUACAGAGAGGUUAACAAAGUCACGAAAAAGGACAGCUAUCCGCUACAAGCUGUUGAUCUCAUCCUACAGAAUCUUGAGGGCAAGAAAUUUCUCUCGACACUAGAUCUGGCCAGUGGCUACUGUCAGGUGCCCUCAACGGAUCAGGCUAAUGAAAUCAGCGUCUCUGUUAGGACAUCAGGUAUUUUUAAAUUCAGAGUAUUACUGCGGGGACUGACUACAGCCCCCGCAGUAUUCCAACGUUUGAUGGAAAUUGUUCUCGGAAAAUUGAUUGGCGCAGAAGUGGCAGUAUACAUUGAUGAUAUACUGAUAUCGACGGAAACGGAAUUGAGACACUAUGAAGUACUAUCACAAGUGUUUGAGGAGUUCCGCAAAGCGCAUCUGAAUUUGAAGCCACAGAAAUGUCGAUUGAUGGAAAGCACCAUCGAUUGUCUAGGGCACAUAGUAGGGGCGCAAGGCGCGCAUAUGAACCCUGAUAAGGUGAAACGCAUCGUGGAAUACCCACGACCUCAAUCGGUUUCUCCUGAUAAGGUGAAACGCAUCGUGGAAUACCCACGACCUCAAUCGGUUUCUCAACUGAGAGCAUUUUUAGGCCUUGCAGGCUACUACAGGAAGUUUGUACUGAGACUGAGGUUUGCGCGCACAGCGAAACCAUUGCAUGAUCUCACAAGUGCUAGAAGAGCGUUUGUGCGGGGUGCAACUCAAGAACAGGCUUUUGAAUCCUUGAAGAAGGUUUUCUCAGAAGCACCUGUCUUGCCGCAGCAAGGCAUAGAGAAAGCGAGGAAUAACCAACGCCUGUUUUGCAUAUACACAGAUGCCAGCAGUUGGCUCGAAGAGCUUCGCUGUGAUAAGGACUUUAACAUGAUGAUAGAAGCUGUGGAGGCGAACCGCCAAGUAGAAGUAAGAUUUCCGCGGUACGAUAAGAUCUUAUCCUCGACUGAUUCUGUCAUCGAGGAUGGAAGAUAA
Molecule: messenger RNA, 978 nt
Organism: Cooperia oncophora
Lineage: Eukaryota; Metazoa; Nematoda; Chromadorea; Rhabditida; Trichostrongylidae
Source: the annotation of a GenBank genome assembly